GGAGCCUGCGGCGGGAGGCUGUGACGGCCGCGGCGCUGACGGCGGCGGCCCGGGGGGCGGCGUGGACGCCCGCGGCGCCGGCUGGGGCAUCACCGCGGGUCUCGACCCCGAAAUGGCGCUGCUGGCCGAACACCUGCUGAAGCCGCUGCCCGCGGACAAGCAGAUCGAGACCGGGCCCUUCCUCGAGGCGGUGUCCCACCUGCCGCCCUUCUUCGAUUGCCUUGGGUCCCCAGUGUUUACUCCCAUUAAGGCAGACAUAAGCGGCAACAUCACGAAAAUCAAAGCGGUGUAUGACACGAAUCCAGCCAAGUUCCGGACCCUGCAGAACAUCCUGGAGGUGGAGAAAGAAAUGUAUGGAGCAGAGUGGCCCAAAGUAGGGGCCACACUGGCGCUGAUGUGGCUGAAAAGGGGCCUCCGUUUCAUCCAGGUCUUCCUCCAGAGCAUCUGCGACGGGGAGCGGGACGAGAACCACCCCAACCUCAUCCGUGUCAACGCCACCAAGGCCUAUGAGAUGGCUCUCAAGAAGUACCAUGGCUGGAUCGUGCAGAAGAUCUUCCAGGCAGCUCUGUAUGCAGCCCCCUAUAAGUCCGACUUCCUGAAAGCACUCUCCAAGGGGCAGAAUGUGACAGAGGAGGAGUGCCUGGAGAAGAUCCGUCUCUUCCUAGUCAACUACACGGCCACCAUCGAUGUCAUCUAUGAGAUGUACACCCAGAUGAACGCGGAGCUGAACUACAAGGUGUAGUCAUGCCCACUGCUGGGCAUGCCCCCGCCUUGAGGCCACGCAGAGAAACAGGCAAACCAGAAUCACUGUGAAUCAAGUCGGCGGCUGCCCCUGGCGUGCGUCCCCCAGAGCAGCCCAGGGUCCUGCCAGAGUCUGCAGGCGCAGCCCUCAUUUUUUAAAAGUCUUUUUUUGUUUUGGUCUAUUCUAAAAGACCAGUAAAUAAUGAUCUUACUUCCAAAUCUCCUUGGAAUUUCACGACAGCGCAGACUGACUUAUGCCUUCAUUUUAGUGUGGUGAAAAUCGAUUAACGCUUCUAAUGAAUCAA
This is a messenger RNA of Cebus imitator (Panamanian white-faced capuchin), 1046 nucleotides long. RefSeq names its product glycolipid transfer protein (gene GLTP). The transcript is spliced from 5 exons. The record is from RefSeq and is a predicted model, not a curated record. Gene Ontology annotation, biological process: ceramide transport; intermembrane lipid transfer. Gene Ontology annotation, cellular component: cytoplasm; cytosol; membrane. Gene Ontology annotation, molecular function: ceramide 1-phosphate transfer activity; ceramide 1-phosphate binding. The coding region runs from base 113 to 742 and encodes 209 amino acids. Lineage: Eukaryota; Metazoa; Chordata; Mammalia; Primates; Cebidae.